AUGGGCCUCGACUAUGACAUUGACAAAGAGACCCCAGAUCUCAGUGGGAAGACCUUCUUUAUUACUGGAGGUACUGGAGGCCUUGGUGCAGAAACGGCUCACCAUCUAGCCAGACACAAUGCCAAAGAUGUCUGGAUCAGCGGCCGUAAUGCAAAGAACGCCCAGAAGGUCAUUGAUAAGAAUAUAGCGUCGGGCUCCAAGACCAAUGUCACGUUUAUCAAAUGUGAUCUCGCCUCGCUAGCAUCAGUCAAGCGCGCCGCAGAGGCCUUCCUUGAGUACUGUCCUGAGGGCCCCGACGUGUUAAUGUGUGUCGCCGGUAUAAUGGCGACACCACCAGGUCUCACAGCCGAUGGCUACGAGGUGCAGUUUGGGACAAACCACCUCGGACACGCACUUCUGAUCAAGAAACUCCUUCCUUUUCUGCAGGCCAAGGCCACGCAAGGAAAGGAUCCACGUAUUGUGAUUCUUACCUCCCAGGCCUGGAUGAUGCAUCCGAGGGGUGGUAUUAUUUUUGAUAAGUUGCGGACAACGCAAGAGAGCAUGUUAAUGGGGACUUGGUUCCGGUACGGACAAAGCAAAGUUGCGAAUCUGAUCUAUGCUCGUGAGCUGGCGAGGCGGCACCCUGAGAUUACCACGGUAUCGAUCCACCCUGGUGUCGUCUUGACGGAUUUGCUGGGCACCCUGAGGCCGCAGCAUAGAGCGUUCGUCUAUGCUGCCUCUUGGUGGCAAAUGUUGCAGCCCCACGAGGACGUGGGCGGCUACUACAGCGAAAGAGAAUUUGGUUCCGGGGGAUACUACGAGCCGGUCGGCAAGCUAAAGAAUAAGUCUUUGGAUAGCACGGCAACGGACGAGGCGCUCGCGACACGGCUUUGGGAUUGGACUGAGGCAGCGCUCGAGGGGUACUAG
Molecule: messenger RNA, 906 nt
Organism: Penicillium chermesinum
Lineage: Eukaryota; Fungi; Ascomycota; Eurotiomycetes; Eurotiales; Aspergillaceae
Product: oxidoreductase, short-chain dehydrogenase/reductase family
Exons: 3
Coding region: 1-906 (301 amino acids)
Source: RefSeq, a predicted model, not a curated record